Molecule: messenger RNA, 829 nt
Organism: Scomber japonicus (chub mackerel)
Lineage: Eukaryota; Metazoa; Chordata; Actinopteri; Scombriformes; Scombridae
Gene: lrrc18a
Product: leucine rich repeat containing 18a
Exons: 1
Coding region: 20-829 (269 amino acids)
Molecular function (GO): protein binding
Source: RefSeq, a predicted model, not a curated record
CUCUGUGUGUUGCAGUACCAUGCCCAAAGGGAAGGGAGCCAAAGGGACAAAGGUGACUGUCAAGAUUGCCAAAAAGGCAAUACGGAUGACACCAGAUGGACGGCGCAGACUCAUCCUCAGCAACAUGGGAAUAACCAUCUUCCCAAAGUGUCUCCUCAAAUUGACCAACGUGGAUGAGUUGGACCUAAGCCGCAACCUGAUACAGAAACUCCCAGAUAACAUUGGGAACUUCUCGUCACUCAGAUGGCUGGAUCUACACAGCAACAAGCUGGAGUCUGUGCCCGAAUCCAUCGGCAACUUAGUGGGACUAACACACCUUAACCUCUCUAACAACUGCUUAACCUCUGCAGCUUUGCCCUCUACACUGGGUCUGCUUACUAGCCUGAAGAGUCUCAAUCUGGGAAUGAACCAGCUGGACGACCUGCCUCCCACUAUGGUGGCUCUAGACAGUCUCCAAGAGUUAGGCCUGUUUGAUAACCUCUUCAUCAGCCUACCAGAGUUCGUGAAAGUCUUACACAACCUCACUAAGUUGAAUGUGAAACGGAAUCCCCUGUCGUACAUUCAGGAGGAUGGUGAGGGGACGCUGAAGGAAAAGUCAGAGCCAAAGGGAGGUGUGUACGUGGUCCAUGAGAGCAGCCUGUGUAGGACAUGCCUUAAGAGAUGUAAUGAGCAGACGGAAAGGCUUUCGAGAGGAGGGGGAGGAGGAGGAGAUGCGUUUGAGGAGAAAAGGAUAAGGACUUAUACUGGACUAAUGGCACCAAACUCAGUGGCUACAGUCAAUCAGGAUGUGUGGAGAAUAAAAAAGUUAGAACAUAAGCCAAUCAAAUGA